Messenger RNA from Rotaria socialis, 3624 nucleotides. The record is from the annotation of a GenBank genome assembly. Lineage: Eukaryota; Metazoa; Rotifera; Eurotatoria; Philodinida; Philodinidae.
AUGAAAAAAUCGCGACUACUUGUUGUAGCCUUGAUUGUUGGUAUAGUUGCACAUGUCGGACAAGCAGAUGAACUCAAUUUUCAAAAAAUAUUUUCUAAAGUAGCAACAACUGCUCAGGAUCAAAAUAUUUUAUCACAACUUGAAGAACGUUUGCCAAAAUUCCUUGCUAUAAAUAUACCUUCAAAUGAAAAUGUCGACAAAGCAUUUCCAAAAUUUAAAGAAGCACUUCGACUAAUUCCUGCAAACAUUAAAUGCGACAGUCUACUUGAUGCCACGAGCGCUCGAGAUCUAUUUCCUGCAAUACAACCAAUAUAUCGUUAUCUCAAGGACACAGUAUGGAAAUCAAUAUUGAAAUUAAUUGAUUUACCGCAAGAAUUACGUCGAAUUCCAGCACAAAAUUUAGCUGAAACAAAUUUAAAUAAUCUACUAUCAUAUUCUGAUGAAGACACGGUUUCAAACGUACUUGAAUUGAAUUCAAAUCGACAGGAUUUUAGUGAUGGUCAAAAAUCAAUCCUCGUUCAAAACUAUAUCGAUAAAAUAAAAACAAAACUUAAUCCAGCUAAUUUUCAGCAGUUAAUAACACAGAGAUUAGGCGCAUCAUUUCUUCGCUAUCUUCCGUUGGAUUUUCUUCUUAAUAAUUCAAUUUUCAAUGACAAUGGCGUUAUUCGUAAUGUUGCAACAUGGCUCAAUUUACUGAGUCCAUUACAACGUGAUGCUAUCUCAAAUAAAGUCUAUCGAUCAUUAACAGAUACUACAGGUAAAAUAGUACAAAAUACAAAUCCAUUACGAUUAACAACUGAUGAUCCAAGUGCAUUGGACAUGGUUGCUCGUAUGAUGCCGAGUUUAUCGACAAGACAAAUAAUCAAUGCUGUUGGAGAUAAAAUUGUUCCAUUACUUGACCGAUCAAGUGUUCGAGAAGAUCAAUCGUGUGCAACUUCUCUUGCGUUACUUAAUCGAACAUUAGAAACAAAACGCUCCACAAAUCGUCAUUUUCGACCUAAUCCACAGUUGAUUCAACGAUGGCAAGAAUGUUAUAGUGGUUGCGAUUUAAGUGAUCUCUUUACGGACCGACAAGAUUUGAAAGAAUUAUUAAAAAAUCAUCCAAAUCCAGAAAGUUGCGACCGUUUAGUUAAUGAAGUUAAAAAAGAAUAUGAUCUUGAACGUAGUGUUACAGUAAAUAAAUUACGCGAUGUAUCAGAUGCGUUCGGUUCAAUUUAUAGAACUGAUGAAAUAAGUGAUUUAAGCGAUGAACUUAUGGCUGAAUUAGGUAGAGAUGAAAAAACCCUUGAAAAACUUGGUGCACAAGAUUUAACACCCAAUGAAGCACGAACAAUUAUGAAUAAAAUUCCACGAUCAAUACAAAAUAUUUGGGGUAAAAAUAUGCUUGGUAAAUUAGGUAAUUUAAUACCCGGUAUUGAUAAUACUAUACUUAAACAAAUAUUAACACGUGGACGUGGUGAUUUACCACCACUAUUCAAUAAUACAUCGCCAUCAUUUAUUCGAAAACUUGUACCAAGUAAAAUUCGUCUUCUCAUUGAUCAGUAUGCUACUGAGCCAAAUCUUGCAAAAUAUCGCCAAUUAUUAGAAUCGAAUUAUGCAAAAAAAUAUAUUAAAUCUGAAACAUUAAAUCAAAUUCUUCAUCUAGCACCUGAUGUACUUCGUUUAAUUCGUUUUACACCCGCUCAGGCUUCAGCUGCUAUAGGCAAUCGUUUAGGUUUAGAUAAGAAAUUUGAUGGAAGUCUUGGUAACUUUGGAAUGAUAAGUAAUUUUAUCAAUGGGUUAACAAAAAGCGAUAUUGAAAAAAUAAAACCUGAAGAAUCACUUCAAGCUGUACAACAAGCAUUUGGUAGUUCAAAAACUAAAAAUAUUGAUAAUCAAAUGCAAUCAAAUACUCGUUAUGCAUUUGGUAAUUUAUUACGUCGUGGUCUUCAAACAAGCGAAGCAACACAAAAAGCCGACGACUACAUCAAAGGACUUUUCCGUGAAGAUAAUCUUGUCGACGAUCUUAAUCCACAAUUAUUCUCAACGAUGACAAAUGCUGAACUUGAUGCCAUUAAUCGACUAGGCCAUGACGAUGCCAAUCGAUUUUGGAAUGCUGUUGGUACAAUUCGCGAUCCAGCUUGUUGUUCGUUUGUGGAUGAAAAUCGAUUUCGCUUAGCUGAUUAUGCUCUAAGAUAUUAUGGUUCAGCGACUGGUGAUAUAGAUAACUUUAAGUUGUCUCAAUUGGGACCAUUUUUGGCGACGAGUUUACGUGCAAGCGAUAUUCGUCGUGUAACAACAGAUGCGCUAAUAAAUAAAAUAAGCUUCUUUAAAUCGAAUUGUUUUCAACCAGCUAAAGCCGAAGGACAAGCGCUUGGUGCUAGACUUAAUGAUGCACUUGGCGAAGUUGAUGAUAAUCUUAAGGCUUUAUAUCUUGAUCUUAUUGGAGAAUUAGCUAUUUAUCUACCCAUGGAUAUUGCUGCUCCCAAGCGUGUAUUAUCUCAACGAGCAAAUUAUCUCUCGAAAUCACUUGAUAAAAUUCAAAAUCGUGAUGAAAGAUGCAAAGUACCAGAUCAAGAUGGAUUUUUAAGCAAAGCAAAACAAGGCAUAAAACGAACAUUGGUCAAUGCUUUUCUCGAUCAACGUUCAUCAUUUUUCAAUCUUCGUAAACGCCGUGACGCAAAUGAAAAAAAUAAUAAUAUAACUUGUCAACAAUUACGACAAAUGGGCUCGUCUAUUUCUGCUCUUGCGGCUGAUGAAAUUUCAUCGAUUGCUGAUGAUGUACUCUUCGAAUGUAUCGAUGCAUUUGGUUCCGUAACUGGUUAUAAUUCAGAUAGAAUGAAACAGAUUGCUCAAAAAUAUCUUCAAGCAUUAAAAAGUCAAGGUCGGCAUAUUCAAUCGAUAGGUCAACCUGAAUUAUAUAAAUUGAAUUCAGUUUUAACUGGUUUUACUUCAAGUGAAUUGUUACAAUUACGAAGUGAACUUUUUCGUAAUGGAAAUUUCCUUUCAUUUAUUGGAAAUCUCGACGGUUGGACAGGUGAUCAGCUCAAAUCUCUAGCACAACUUACUCUCAGUAAGGAACAACGUUUAUCACCACCAAUUCUUGAAAAUGCUGGUAAAAUUUUAUGUUCUGUUGAUGAACAAGUUCUUCGCCGUGUACCAUCAGAAGACGUCAAAUCUUAUCUCAGUAUUUUGGCUAAUGUUGAAUGUCCAACGGAAGCAAAUAUGAACUAUUCAUCAACAAUGUUUGAUAUGGUUAAAAAUGUCUAUCAAGGUGAUGCUUUUCGACCAGAUAUUUUUGGUUCAUUGGGUACCAUUGCUGCUGGCUUGAAAUCAGCUGAUCUCAGUGCCUUAUCACCAGAAUUAUUUAAUUUUUUUCCACAACAAGCAAUGUCCUAUUUACCGAAAGAUAUUUUAAAAUCAUUUAAUCUUGAACAAUUACAAAACUUAAAUAUUGAACAAAUAAAAUCUAUUCCGACAAGUAUAUUUGGUGCAUUGAGUGGAAAACAAAUGACAAUUCUCAAUCAAAUACUUUAUCCAUUCAAAUCUUCAGCUGGAUUUAUGAAACAUACAUAUUCAACGACAAUUGUAUGGCUAUUACCUCUAAUUUCAAUUAUUUUUAUUCAUCGAUUUAAUGCAGUCUAA